GUGGAGGGGCUGCUCCGCGACCGCUGCGUCGCCUGCAUCCAGCACGUGCUGAGCUGCGUGCGCGAAGAGCUGCAGAGUGCCCAGAGCCUGCUGGGGGGGCAGGCGGACGCUCCCAGUGAUGCCAGACUCAAUGCUGUCCUCUUCCUGGCAAGACUCUGCCAGUCCCUGACCGAGCUCUGCCCUCACCUGAAGCAGUGUAUCCUGGGCCAGUCGGGCGGCACGGAGACGGCGCUGAAGGAAACCCGCUCCGCCAAGAAGCUGGGGAAGGGGAAAGCCCAGGAAGUGACCCCUGUGCAGGCCAAGUGGCAGGAGGGGAAGGCAGAGGGCCUGCAGCAGAGCCUGUUCGCUUACCAGAUCUGGAGCUCAGCUGUCACCAAAGGUCUGGUUCAGUGCUUUACCCACACCUUGCUGCUAGACACAGCUGGCUCUGUCUUGGCCACAGCCACCAACUGGGAUGAAAUUGAAAUUCAGGAGGAGACCGAGUCUGGAAACAGUGUAACGUCAAAGAUCCGGCUGCCUGUGCAGCCGUCCUGGUACGUCCAGUGCCUCCUCUUCAGCCUGUGCCAAGAGGUGAACCGGGUCGGUGGCCACACUCUUCCGAAAGUCACCUUGCAGGAGUUGCUGAGGACCUGCAUGGCAGAGGUGCUUGCUGCCUACGAAAAGCUCAUGGAAGAGAAGCAGGAGAAGAAAGCAGGCACCUUCCCCAUGACCCAGAACAGAGCUCUGCAGUUACUCUACGAUCUGCGAUACCUGAGUAUCAUCUUGACGGCGAAGAGUGAGGAAGCAAAAACCAGCAGGAUCAAGCAUGACUCCGGGCUUGAGAAGGUGACCGACUUCCUGGAGGGACACAUAGAUCCGUUUGACUUGGAUGUUUUUACUCCGCACUUGAACAGUAACCUCAAUCGCCUGGUUCAGCGAACCUCCGUUCUCUUUGGCUUGCUGACCGGCACAGAGAACCAGUACACAAGCAGGAGCGGCGCUCUGAGCUCCCAGGAGCUCCACAACAUCUUGCCGUUAGCAUCCAGCCAGAUCAGAUUUGGACUUCUGCCACUGAGUAUGUCGAGCUCGCGAAAGAGCAAGUCUGCUACCAGGAGCACAGAAAGAGUUCAGGUUGCACCUCCUGCACUCACAAGAGCAGAAGACGAGGCAUCGCGCCCUGGCUCUUUGUUCAGGCAGCUUGUAACCGAGGAGGAAGACGCAGCUGCACCUUCUCUCUUCAAGCUGGGAUGGCUUUCUGGCAUGACCAAGUGAUGCAAUAAAAAAUAAAAAGUUUGUC
Messenger RNA from Pelecanus crispus (Dalmatian pelican), 1276 nucleotides. NCBI's taxonomy places the organism in Eukaryota, Metazoa, Chordata, Aves, Pelecaniformes, Pelecanidae. The record is from RefSeq and is a predicted model, not a curated record.